This is a messenger RNA of Entamoeba histolytica HM-1:IMSS, 258 nucleotides long. RefSeq lists its product as uncharacterized. Gene Ontology annotation, biological process: N-terminal peptidyl-glutamic acid acetylation. Lineage: Eukaryota; Evosea; Mastigamoebida; Endamoebidae. The record is from RefSeq and is a predicted model, not a curated record. Gene Ontology annotation, cellular component: NatA complex. The transcript is spliced from 2 exons. Gene Ontology annotation, molecular function: protein N-terminal-serine acetyltransferase activity; protein-N-terminal-glutamate acetyltransferase activity. The coding region runs from base 1 to 258 and encodes 85 amino acids.
AUGAUUGAAGUCUUUGGUGCUCGAGCAAUGAUGCUUCAAGUAAGAGUUUCAAAUCAACCAGCCUUACAUUUAUAUGAAAAAACAAUUGGAUUUACUGUAACUAAAGUUUCAAAACAUUAUUAUCUUGAUGGAGAAGAUGCAUUAAUUUUGACACAUAAUUUUACAUUAGAUACUUUAAUUAAUAAGGAUUGCUCUUCUGUAGUUGUAGAUGAAUGGAAAAGAGUUAUGCAAGAACAGGAAAAUAAACAAAAAGAAUAA